Lymnaea stagnalis (great pond snail) is the source of this 1237-nucleotide messenger RNA. The record is from the annotation of a GenBank genome assembly. NCBI's taxonomy places the organism in Eukaryota, Metazoa, Mollusca, Gastropoda, Lymnaeidae.
CACUUAUUGGUUACUAAAUUCAAAUAAUUACAGAAAUAAUAAUUAUUUUCAUAAAAACUAUUUUAAAAAAUUCAAAAUGGCCGACAAAAAUGCACCAUUAACUGUUUUGAUCGGAAGCGGAAGCCAAGACUCGCCAUCCAGCAAUGUGAACAUCUCCGCAAAGUUAGACCCUAUCGUGACACAACACGAGUUCAUUGGUUGGAUGGCGAUGUUCUCGUCUGUGGAUAUCCUUCUAUCCGCUCUCGGCCUCGUCACAAACAUUGUAAACAUGAAAACAUUUCUCGCCAUGGGGGCCGACGACGGCAUGACAGUAUCGUUCCUGUCCCUCUCCUGGGCUGAAUUCCUGUGCUGCCUGGCCGCGUUCGGUCAAAAAAUUUCCAUGGCCCUGUGGGUCACGGAAAUGGCGACGGAAUACAAGGUUUGGUUCUACAUCAACCCUUACGCCUUCAACUCGUUUCUGGGAAACAUUAGGACCUGUCUUUUCGCGAUGCCCGUCUUGAUAACCACCCACCUCGCCUUGGCUAAAUGCCUGUGUGUGGUCAAACCGUUGCGAUUCAAAACCAUGUUCACCGUGACAAGGACCCGCUGGAUCAUGUUUGGCAUCGUUGUGUUCUCUGUCGCCACGUACGUUCCUCUGCUGGCCACCAUGGGGAUCGCCGAGCAGUUCGAUCCAGCGGUAAACGCCACGCGUCGAAUACUGUGGUUUUCGCCGUACCGGAACUUGAUCAAAAACAUUAUCUGGAACGCUCGCGAUUCGACCUUGGCCGUGGCGUCAGAAGUCAUCAUCGUCAUCUGCGUCGUGGUGAUGUCACGGGCGCUCGCUGACGCCGUGGAAUUCCGCGAAUCGCUGAAAAACGGAUCUCAAACUGAUAAGUUUGGUCACACGAUGGAGAAAACACCUGCUCAGGCAUCAAUGAAAUCACAGCCUAAACUCACCGGAAAAGAACUUCAGGUCAUCAAACAAGUGACCUUGAUCUCCCUGGUCUACGUCGUGGCCAACACGCCAAAGAUCGCCAUCUCACUGGCUGGCGCCAUGGUGCCGUACCUAACCCAAGGGGGUAUCUACCAGAACCUGUACGAGGUCAUGAUCAAGGGGAGAGAACACUCCGAACUGUACAUCUCCGUGGCCAAUAUUUUCAUUUAUUAUGGGUACAACUCAAGAUACAGACAAUGCUGUAAGCUGUAUUGAAGUUACAACUCAAAAUACAGACAAUUGCUGUAAACUGUAUUGAAGGAC